UAUGAUUUUUAUCCAAGGAAAUCUAAGUAAGAAACGGCUAUGGAGACCUUCCUCCGUCUCCGCCCCAUAUCCAUCGCCGAUAAAUUCCUCAAUCCGGCCACAAAGACCCCGUACCCGAGGUCGCCCUUCAACACCGCUUUCACGACCCGGAAACCAUAUAGUAAGUCGUCGACUUUGAUUACCAGAGCAGGGUGGCUUCUGGGUCUUGGAGAAAAGAAGAAGACUCGCUUGCCAGAUAUCGUGAUGUCGGGUGACCCGGUUCUUCACGAACCGGCCAGGGAAGUUGCAAUUGAAGAAAUUGGGUCGGAGCGGAUUCAGAAGAUAAUUGAUGACAUGGUUAAGGUUAUGAGAAUGGCUCCUGGAGUUGGCCUCGCUGCUCCUCAGAUUGGAAUACCUCUAAGGAUAAUAGUUUUAGAAGAUACAAAAGAAUAUAUUAGCUAUGCAUCUAAGGAAGUGACUAAAGCUCAAGAUAGAAGACCUUUUGAUCUCCUGGUCAUUUUGAACCCAAAGCUUAAAAAGAAGAGCAACCGGACUGCACUAUUUUUUGAAGGGUGCCUGAGUGUUGAUGGAUUCAGAGCAGUGGUGGAGCGGUACCUAGAUGUUGAGGUUGCAGGUUUGGAUCGUUAUGGCCAACCCAUCAAAAUAGAUGCUUCGAACUGGCAGGCCCGUAUUUUACAACAUGAGUGUGAUCAUUUGGAAGGAACUCUUUUCGUCGAUAAGAUGAUUUCUAAAACCUUUAGAACUGUAGAAAACUUGGACUUACCUCUUGCUGAUGGAUGCCCCAAGCUUGGUGUUCGCUAGUACUUUGGAGCCGGACAUAAAAUUUGAUAUGCAGUUCCGUGAGGCUUGAUGGAAUUGUUCCAGUACUGCUUCUGAAUGCAAUUGAGCAUGCUGGAAUUCAAGAUUCUUUGCUUAAGAUUGGAAGCUGUAUUCGUGUUUAACUUGGAGAGUCGUAUUCCCGGCAAUAAGAUAGUGCUUCGGGAUUAGUUCAGCUCAUGUUGUGCAAGUGCUUCAAUAUUGGAAGUUACCGAAAAAAUACAACACUAAAACUUACUACUGAAUAAGGAGGAUCGUAACUUUUCCUUUAUUUGUUUUAUCAUUCCAAAUGAAGCAUUUGUCCUUGUUUCUUUGGCAUUAUUGAAGAUGAAUGUGUUAGCUUGAAAGUUCUAUAAUAAUAAAGGUCUUUUCUCUA
Messenger RNA from Juglans regia (Persian walnut), 1192 nucleotides. RefSeq names its product peptide deformylase 1A, chloroplastic. Lineage: Eukaryota; Viridiplantae; Streptophyta; Magnoliopsida; Fagales; Juglandaceae. The transcript has 4 exons. Gene Ontology annotation, biological process: peptidyl-methionine modification; N-terminal protein amino acid modification. Gene Ontology annotation, molecular function: peptide deformylase activity. The record is from RefSeq and is a predicted model, not a curated record. Bases 40 to 801 code for a protein of 253 amino acids. Gene Ontology annotation, cellular component: mitochondrion; chloroplast.